Penicillium malachiteum is the source of this 609-nucleotide messenger RNA. Its product is annotated as nucleobindin SSP120. Gene Ontology annotation, cellular component: endoplasmic reticulum-Golgi intermediate compartment; extracellular exosome. NCBI's taxonomy places the organism in Eukaryota, Fungi, Ascomycota, Eurotiomycetes, Eurotiales, Aspergillaceae. The transcript has 2 exons. Bases 1 to 609 code for a protein of 202 amino acids. Gene Ontology annotation, molecular function: calcium ion binding. The record is from RefSeq and is a predicted model, not a curated record.
AUGGUUAAUCGUUUAAUUUGUUUUGUUACCGGGGUGCUCGCUCUGGGAAGCGGCCUCGCAAGUGCUCAUGGCUCACAUUCAAGCGACCAACCUUCAUCGGACGACUGGGCUACCAGACACAUGAUGGAGGAGCACCAUAUUGAAGGAUUCGAUGCCCCCUCGUUUUUCCUUUUGCACGAUUACGACUCAUCCGGCGCAUGGACUACCGACGAAGUACGCAAGACCUAUGGAAUGGACGACGAAUCCAAUAAAGACAUGAGCGAAAGUCAGAAAAAGGACGCUAUCCGUCAAGUGUUCGAUCUUUUCGAUCCCGAAAAUACCGGUUUUAUUACACAAGAAAGCUGGGUGAAAGGAAUUGCUGCCGGCACUAAGUUGCCCGACCUUGGUUGUGGACCGGGACACCAUGGCGAUAUUGAAUAUGAGUAUGAGAUUCAUCACUUCGAAAAAUAUCAUGGAGAUGAUGCCACCGAGGAGGAAUUGAACCACCCGGAAGAUAUCGAGCAUUUCCGCCUGCAUGACGAGAUGGAGCGUGCUCAAAUGCGCCUUGACCAAUUGGACCAAAUGCAAAUUGUCGUGGGCAACAUUCCCUCGAAAUUUCGCCGCAAUUAG